AUCUGGUCAUAAUAAAAGAGAAUCAAUGAUGAUGAUAAUGAUGAAAAAAUAGACGAAUCAUCAGCAUCGUUUUCGGAAGAUAGAAAUGAAAAUUUAAAAACUAAUAAAAAUUUGCUACGCUCAUCGAAUUUCAAUUGUUCAUCGAUAAAUGCAACAGCAACAAUGGAUUUGAAUCGAAAUUCUGUGGCUAAAAUGAUCCAAAAUGAUGAUGACGAUAAUAGAAAAAAAGAAACAAUUAUCCGGGAAAAGAAUCAAGAUUUUAUGAUUCCAUCAACAACUACAUCAAAUGAUGAUGAUCAUCAGUCAUCAUCAAAAAAGAAUAUUCUCAAUGUAGAAACAUACAUUUGUCGAGAUAAGAAUAAUAAUGAUGAUAAUUUUCAAAAUUCUGUUUCAAAAGAUAUUGAUAAACAAGAUUAUAACGACGAUGACGAUGGUGAUGAGAAUGAAAUUUAUGAAAAUGAAAAUAAUUUAAAUCAAAUACGAACGACAACAGCAACAAUAUCGACAACUGAUAAAUUGAUUGUACAGAAUGAUAUAACAUCGUUAUCAUCAUCGUCAAUCUCUAAACGAAAAUGGGGACAAGAAAUUCUUGUUGAAUUAAUUCGUAAUGAAAAUAGUGGAUUCGGUAUCAGCAUUAUCGGUGGAAAAGAAAUGAUAACGAAUAAUAAUGGCAAUCAUCAUCAUCAUCAGCAUCAUACAGCAGCUGCAACAAUAUUGACAGGAAUAUUGAUUAAGAAAAUAUUACCUGAUAGUCCAGCAGCAAAAUGUGGCCUUAUGAAAAUGGGUGAUCGUUUAUUAGAAGUUGAUGGAAAUGAUCUACGACUGGCAACACAUGAUGAAGCUGUUGAUGUAAUAAAAAAAGCCAAAAAUCCGGUAAAAUUUCUUAUUCAAACAUUAUUACCAUUGAAUAAACAACAACAACAACAUAUCAUUCAUUUAUCAUCAAUAUCAUCAACAAUUGACAAAGAAUCAUUGCAACCACCACCAUUAUCAUCAUCGAAUUCAACAUUGGAUGAUGAAAAAUUUUCUGUAACAAGUGCAGCAAAUAUUCCAUUAACACAACAGGAAAUUGAUGAAUCAUUGCCUGAGGACAUUAUUGAAGAUGAAUAUGGCUAUUCCAUUAAAAAAAUUCGUAAAAAAUAUGCCGAUAUUGAUGGAACAACCAUAUUGGUCGAUUUACAUAAAGGAAUGGCUGGUCUUGGCAUUAGCCUAGCCGGUAAUCGUGAUCGUAAAAAAAUGAGCGUUUUUAUCUGUGGUAUGCAUCCAAAAGGUAGCGCAUAUAAAGAUGGUCGCCUUUGUAUUGGUGAUGAAAUACUUGAGGUAAACGGAAUUGUAUUAUAUGGACGUAGCCAUCUAAAUGCAUCGGCAAUCAUUAAAAGUUUAGCCUGUCCAACAUAUAGAAUUAUUGUAUUAAGAAGAGAUGGUGCCUUAGCUGAGAUGGCCGUCAAACCAUUGACACAAUUUCCCGUCCAUUUAGAAGAUUUUCUUGAGGAAAAAUAUUGUAAAUUUAAAGGUGUCCGUACCAUUACCGUUAGAAAGGCAACACAAGGUUUAGGUAUCAUGAUCAUCGAGGGAAAAAGGCCAGAUGUUGGCCGUGGUGUAUUCGUAUCCGAUAUACAGGAUGGUAGCCCGGCCGAAAAUGCUGGACUUUCUGUUGGCGAUAUGAUUUUGUGUGUAAAUCAUAUCGAUCUAAUUGGUGCCGAUUAUGAAACGGCUGCUAAUGCAUUGAAAUGUGCCGAAGGAUUAUUGACAUUAGUGAUUGCUAAACCGAUAAAAUUAAUUCCAUAUGAACAACAAUCAUUAUCGACAACAACAACAACAAGCCCAAAUGUUUUAACCGAUCAUCAUCAUCAUCAUACUAAGUCGAAUAAAAUCCAAGUGUCUAUGAAUAAAAAUGAAUCGAUAAAAUCUCCAUCAAUAACGACAACAGCAGCAGCAGCAGCAUUUAGAUCUGAUGAUAUAACAAGCACCACAUCCCAACACCAUCAGAAUGAUCCAAAUUUAUUACCACAACAGCAAACAACAACAACAACAUACGAAUGGUAUGUUGAAUGUGAUAGAAAAUACACAUCAUUAUCAUCAUCAACAACAUUAGCUUCAGGCAUUAAUAAUGAAUUGCAACAAUCAUCAAAUGAUUAUAAAACAUGUCCCGUACGUUUAUGUGAAGAGACAACUAUUGAAAUUAUACGCGAAAAAAUUGGACUUGGCCUUAGUAUUGUUGGUGGAUCUGAUACGCCUCUGAAUACUGUGAUAAUACAUGAAGUAUAUCCAAAUGGUGCAGCAUAUAUUGAUGGCCGGCUAAAACCUGGUGAUCAAAUAUUGGAAGUAAAUGGUGAAAAUUUACGUCAUGCUACACAUGAACAGGCUAUCAAAGCAUUACGACAAACACCACCAAUUAUAAAAAUGAAAAUUUAUCGUGAUAAAAACCAUGACAAUUUCAUUGCAAAUAAUAAUAAUAAUAAUGAUUUUAUUAGUCAACAUGAGAAUCUACAAAUUUUUGAUGUAAAAUUAACGAAAAAACCUGGAAAAGGUCUCGGUUUAUCCAUUGUUGUACGACGUGAUGGUAAUGGUAUUUAUAUCAAAGAUAUUGUUGAAGGUGGUAUUGCCGAUCUUGAUGGCCAUCUAAUGAUUGGUGAUCAAAUCAUCAAAGUGAAUGGACGUGAUUUGACCAAUGUUGAAGAUGCUGCACUUUUGCUCAAAACGGCCAAAGGAAUGAUAAAUUUAAAAAUUGGACGAUUAAAAUGUGGCCAACUACCACCACCACCACCACCACCACCAUCAUCAUCAGCACUACAGCCACCACACCACCACCAUCAUCAUCAAUAAAUUUGAAUAAUUCAAAAUAUGAAGAAUUAACUUCCGAUGAAACCAAAGAAAUCGAAAUUGAAAAAGGACCCGAUGGUCUUGGUUUCAGUAUUGUUGGUGGCUAUGGAUCAAUACACGGUAAUCUACCA
Dermatophagoides farinae (American house dust mite) is the source of this 2954-nucleotide messenger RNA. Lineage: Eukaryota; Metazoa; Arthropoda; Arachnida; Sarcoptiformes; Pyroglyphidae. The record is from RefSeq and is a predicted model, not a curated record.